Molecule: messenger RNA, 1283 nt
Organism: Diachasma alloeum
Lineage: Eukaryota; Metazoa; Arthropoda; Insecta; Hymenoptera; Braconidae
Product: phospholipase B1, membrane-associated
Exons: 7
Coding region: 1-1236 (411 amino acids)
Biological process (GO): phospholipid metabolic process
Molecular function (GO): glycerophospholipase activity
Source: RefSeq, a predicted model, not a curated record
AUGGAUCACUUGAAAUUGCUGUGCAUAUUCAUAUUAUUGGCGUACCCCUCAGUGCUCUAUGGCCAGAAAACUGUUUUAGAUAGUCCUGAAAAUAUUCAAUUCCUGAGGAAUGUUAAAGAAUUCUUUGUGAAUGUAUUUGGUAAAACUGGAACACCAGGUAAUCCGGUAUUCAAAGAAGCGGUGAAGAUGCAGCAUGUCCAGAAACAAGUGUCCAACGAGACUUCAUUCCCGUGCGAUGUAUCUGGUGGUAGAUCGGAAUAUGUACCAACUUCUGUACACAAAUUAAGGCCAGGUGACAUUGACAUAAUUGGAGCGAUGGGGGAUUCUCUGACUGCAGGAUUUGGGAUUUUCGCAACCAAUCUCUUUAAUAUUUUCAUAGAGAAUCGAGGUGUUUCUGCCAUUGGCGGAGGACAAGGAACGUGGCGAGAUUUCAUAACGUUACCCAACAUUCUCAAGGAAUAUAAUCCAAAUUUAUAUGGAUAUUCAACUGAAGAUUCAUUUACUCAUCAACCAGAAUCACAUUUCAAUGUCGGGGAAAACCUGGCCAUGUCUAGAGACCUCCCGUACAUGGCUAAUAAUCUUGUCCAAAGAAUGAAGAGUGAUCCUCGGGUUGAUGUUGAAAAACAUUGGAAGAUGAUAACUAUCUUCAUGGGAGCGAAUGACAUCUGCUCUGAUAUAUGUUGGACACAUCCUCCCUCGAAAGCUUUUGUAAACCACAAGAAUGAUCUCAUCGAAACGCUUCGAAUAUUAAGAGACAACUUGCCCAGGACCAUAAUAUCGCUUUUGCCCUUGCCAAAUCUCAUGAAUGUCCUUGAGUGGAAGGGCAGACCUGCGAUAUGUAAUCUUUUUGUCCAGAUAGGCUGUUCAUGUUUAGUUGGAUCUCCAUAUCGGAAGCAGCGGGCAGAAUUUGAACAGAUCCUUAUAAAAUGGCAACAGUUGGAUAAAGAGAUACCAUCUUAUCCUGAAUUUCAGAAAGAAGAUUUCAGUGUUGUAGCUCAAACAUUUAUGCUUCAGACGAAUCUACCAACAGUGAUCCCCGACGGGGAUGUGGAUUUACGUUAUCUAUCAGCCGAUUGUUUUCACUUCAGUCAGCGUCUGAAUGCUAGAGUUGCACUCGGACUAUGGGCCAAUUUGUUCGAAGCUUCGAAGGAGAAAUCAACAGCAUCGUUCGAUGAAUCGUUCUUUCCUUGUCCGAGGAAAGAAAACCCAUACAUUGCAACCCCAGGAAAUAGUUGAUAUUUUGCAUCAAAAGUUUCAAUAAAUUUUAUGUUUAUUGCAUUCUG